Messenger RNA from Scaptodrosophila lebanonensis, 1569 nucleotides. It is a transcript of the gene Usp14, whose product is annotated as ubiquitin carboxyl-terminal hydrolase 14. The transcript is spliced from 7 exons. NCBI's taxonomy places the organism in Eukaryota, Metazoa, Arthropoda, Insecta, Diptera, Drosophilidae. The record is from RefSeq and is a predicted model, not a curated record. Gene Ontology annotation, molecular function: proteasome binding; cysteine-type deubiquitinase activity. Bases 40 to 1491 code for a protein of 483 amino acids. Gene Ontology annotation, biological process: proteasome-mediated ubiquitin-dependent protein catabolic process; protein deubiquitination; regulation of proteasomal protein catabolic process.
CUUUUGUAUAGAAGGUAGUAUUUAGUUUUCAAUCUUGGUAUGCCGAAUUUUAAAGUAAAAGUAAAAUGGGGCCGCGAAGUUUAUCCGGACAUCGAUGUGAAUACGGAUGAAAAUCCAAUAUUAUUUAAAGCGCAACUAUUUGCGCUCACAGGGGUUGAGCCGGAGCGCCAAAAAAUUAUGUGUAAAGGCGGUAUAUUGAAGGAUGAGGAGUGGAAUUUAGAGCUUAAAAAUGGGGCUAUAGUUUUGAUGUUGGGUAGUAAGGAAAAAGUGCCGGAAGUGCCUACAAUGCCAGUCAAAUUCAUUGAGGAUAUGAACGAGAUGGAAGCUUCUGCUGCAAUGCAAAUGCCAGCGGGGUUAACAAAUCUUGGAAACACGUGCUAUAUGAACGCUACUGUCCAAUGUUUAAGGGCGGUUCCUGAGCUUCGAAAAGCACUGGAUAACUUUCGGGAUGACGGAUCUGCCUCUGCGUCGUCAGCUCUUGCUAUCUCCUCUGCAAUGAGAAUCAUAUUCGCUCAAAUGGAAAAGGGUACUUGUAUUACGCCAAUUGUCCUGUUGCAGGCCUUACAUCGAGCAUCACCACAAUUUGCUCAGACAGGAGAGAAUGGCACAUAUAGACAACAGGAUGCCAACGAGUGUUGGUCAGAGAUUUUGAAAAUGUUGCAGCAAAAACUGCAGCCACUGACCCCUUUAAACAAUGUUACUCAGAAAGCUUCGCACAGUUCUUUUAUUCAACAAUUUUUUGGCGGAACAUUUGAAGUAAAAAUGUGUUCGGACGAAGCACCUGAUGAAGAGGCCACCGUCACAUCAGAGCCAUUUUUGCAGCUCAGCUGUUUUAUAUCAACAGAAGUUAAGUAUAUGCAAAGUGGCUUGAAAUCGAAAAUGAAGGAACAGUUGGUAAAGAAUUCUAAAACUUUAGGACGAGAUGCACAAUAUACCAGAACUUAUCUAGUCAGUAGACUUCCCGCUUAUCUAACAGUUCAAUUUGUGCGUUUUCAAUUCAAAGGGAAGGAAGGUAUUAAUGCUAAAGUUUUGAAAGAUAUUAAGUUUCCAAUUGAUUUUGAUGCCUUUGAAUUGUGUACGCCUGAGUUGCAAAAGAAGUUGUGCCCAAUGCGUGAAAAGUUCAAAGAAUUUGAAGAUAAAAAAAUGGACGUUGAUACGAAAUUAAAUAAAAUAACUACUUAUGAGGAAGUCAAGGAUGAAAACGCUGAUAAAUAUGAACAAUUCUGGUUUGAUGAUGAUAUGGGAAGCAACAAUUCUGGCUACUAUACUCUGAAAGCUGUGUUGACCCACAAGGGUCGGUCAAGUUCGUCCGGGCAUUAUGUUGCUUGGGUACGGUCCAAUGGUGAUGUAUGGUUUAAAUUUGACGACGACGAUGUGACAUCUGUAACUACUGAUGAAAUUCUACGACUUUCUGGUGGUGGAGAUUGGCAUUGUGCUUACGUCCUGCUUUAUGGACCUAAACAAUUGGAAAAGCCCUACGAAAAAAUGUAGUUCUUUACGAAAUGUUUAUACAAUUAUAAAAAUUAUGUAAUACACACACACAUACAUAUGUACCACUUUGGCGUAAAA